Molecule: messenger RNA, 6540 nt
Organism: Magallana angulata
Lineage: Eukaryota; Metazoa; Mollusca; Bivalvia; Ostreida; Ostreidae
Product: phospholipid-transporting ATPase ABCA3-like
Exons: 22
Coding region: 712-5862 (1716 amino acids)
Biological process (GO): lipid transport; transmembrane transport
Cellular component (GO): membrane; intracellular membrane-bounded organelle
Molecular function (GO): ATP hydrolysis activity; ATP binding; ABC-type transporter activity
Source: RefSeq, a predicted model, not a curated record
AGGCUUUGGAAGUUUUUCUUAAUAUAAGCCGGAAUUUGAACACGUAACAGUUUUUAAGCUCGUCAAGGAAGUAUGUGGAUUUCCAGAAAUCCAAAGACAGCUAUGACAUUUAAUGACCGUUGCUAGUAUACAUUUUUUUUUUAACAAUUAUAGGUGUAGAAUCAAUGAAACAAGGCGACUGUGAGGAGGAGUGUAUCUAUCAACGAUUACUUAUCAACGGGUGGAAAAGUAAAACUGUGUGACUGUGUUAUGAAACCAAUGGAUUUCCCUGAAAAUUCACCUAUUCAGCUGUUGCAGAUCACUCGAGCAUAAUUAAGGAGACUCGUCUCUAAGCUCGAUUUUGUCUCCGUGCUGCAGAGAGAACCAGUACGUGUGUCCCUGGGCUUCCACGCCUGACCUCCACCCGACUCUAGCUAUACCUGACAGCGAGGCUGGAAUCACCUUUUGCUCGGAUAUAUAUCGAUCGCUGUCAGAAUCUCUCUCAGCGCCAGCAGUUGAAUAUACUCCGGUAUAUCUAUUUAAGCUAACAAUUUGUUAUAAAACUGGGUAGGAUUCACUCAGCCUCUUUGACCAUGGAUCCAAAUAUGAUUAACCUGUGACAGCUUCUCUUGUCUUCUUUUGUCAACAUUCCAUCGAAAUAGUCAAAUUAUCAAUCCCAUCGAAAAUAGCGACUGAGAGACGCUUGAAUUUUUCCUCUGAAAAGCAGACGACAUGGCAUUAGGACUAGGCGGUCAGUUUCUCCUAUUGCUGGGGAAGGAAUUCCUCUUAGCGCGCAGGAAGCCGUGUUCCCUGGUGUUUCAGUUUAUCCUACCCCUGGCCUUUGCAGCUUUCUUGGUCGUACUUCGCAUCUUGGUCGAAAAUGAAAACAAAGCGGAAAAAAUUUACGAACCAUUAUUAUUGGAUCCACCUCCUAACCGAACUGUAUACGAAAUCCUGUAUUCUCCUAACACCACAAAGGCCACCGAGAUCAUGAAUAACGUCCAGACCAAACUAGGAGGGUCGCCUUACACAGUUCAAGGCUUUGCGAAUGAGGCGGCCCUGGAGUCAUACAGAGAUAUUAACACUGCCAAGGUCUGGGCCGGUGUGGUGUUCGAUACCUCCUCCAACGAUUACUCCGCCACGAUACCCAACCGAGUCCACUAUAAGCUCAGAGUGACCCGCUUAAACCCGGAAGAUUCUUGGCAAACAGCCAACACCUUUCCCUUCUUCCGAACGCCCGGGGCACGAGAUGACUCAAACGAGGGAGGGACACCGAAUUACUAUACCACCGGAUUCCUGACCCUCCAGUACCUCGUGGGUCGUGCUAUAAUAAACAUCCAAUCGGGCACCACAACCCUGGAUACCCUCAACUUCAACAUGAAGAAGAUGGCCUACCAGUCUUACAUCAAAGACGGUCUCCUGAGCGUGCUACAAAUAUGGCUGCCGUUCUUUGUGAUGCUCAGCUUCAUCAUCACGGCCUUGCAGACGACAAAAGGCGUGACGUAUGAGAAGGAAAAAAGACUGAAGGAAUCCAUGAAGUUGAUGGGGAUGAGUGAAGCCGUCUACUGGGGCGCCGUCUUCGUGAAGGCCAUGGUAUUCCUGUUCCUGGCUUCGGUCUUCUACCUUCUGUGCCUGUUUGUGACUGUGGGGGAGAAUGGGCGUGUCCUCAACGCCUCCGACCCCUCCCUCAUCCUGGUCUUCUUCAUCAUCUACGACGUGGCCCUCAUCACCUUUUGUAUCAUGCUCAGCACCUUCUUCAAUAAAGCGAACGUUGCGUCCUAUGCGGGAGGCCUUCUCUACUUUGGAUUUUUCUUUCCCUGGUUCUUUAUCAACUCGGAAUACGAAACCAUGACCCAGGGCCAAAAGUUUGCCUCAUGUCUACCAUUCAAUACAGCCAUGGCUAUGGGAUUCAACAUCAUCGGAAUCCAUGAAGGAACUGGCGAGGGAGCGCAAUGGAACAACUUCAACAAAGCGCCCUCUGUUGACGAUAACUUCUCACUGGGCGGGGUCAUGUUGGUUCUGGUUAUGGACAUCUUCUUCCAUAUACUGAUCACGUGGUACGUCGGAAACGUGUUUCCGGGAGAGUUUGGCAUUCCUCGACCUUUCUACUUCCCGUUUACGAAGUCAUACUGGGGUUGCUGUGACAAAACGGAAAGGAAUUUUGAUCAAGAUCUACGUCACGACACAAGAAAUCCAAAAUUCUUCGAACGCGACCCACCGGAGCUAAGAGCAGGAAUCGCGAUAGAGAAACUCAGAAAGGUGUACGGGUAUGGUAAAAACAAGAAGGUGGCCGUGGAAGGUACAACAAUGAAUAUUUAUGAGGGACAGAUUACGGCUUUACUGGGUCAUAAUGGCGCAGGAAAGACCACAACAAUGUCAAUGCUUACAGGUUUUCUGGCUCCAUCUAGCGGCACAGCGAAAGUAAACGGAUAUGACAUCAUGACUGAUAUUGAUAAGGUCCGUCAGAGUAUCGGUCUCUGCCCCCAGCACGACAUUCUGUUUGAAAACAUGACCGUCGAAGAACAUCUUCGAUAUUUCUGCAAGUUAAAAGGAACACCGUCCAAAGACAUAGAAAGCAAGGUAACAGAAAUGAUCAAUGUUUUAGGAAUGGAAGUAAAGACUGACUACGCUGCUGGAAAUCUUUCAGGCGGACAAAAACGGAAAUUGUCCGUAGGAAUUGCCAUAAUCGGAGAUUCAAAGAUAAUUAUUUUGGACGAACCUACCUCGGGUAUGGAUCCGGCAGCGCGUCGUCAGACUUGGGAUAUUCUAAAGAGGUUCAAGGCCAACCGAACCAUGAUUCUGUCCACUCACUUCAUGGACGAGGCCGAUCUCCUUGGAGACAGAAUUGCUAUAAUGGCAGAGGGCGUAGUCAAAUGUUGUGGCACUUCCCUAUUUCUGAAAAAGGCAUUUGGAGCUGGAUACCACCUUGUUAUGGUGAAGGACGCAUCUUGUAACGUUGCCAAGGUGACAGAGUUGGUUCAGUCUCACGUGCCAACAGCCAAACUGGAGAGCGAGAUCAGCGCCGAACUCUCCUAUCUCUUACCGUUUGACCAGUCAAAGAGCUUCGCCAAUCUCUUUUCGGAUGUGGAACAGAAGAAGUCAUCAUUAGGUAUACAGAGCUUCGGUACAACCGCUACCACGAUGGAGGAAGUCUUCCUAAAGGUUGGAGAAAGCGGAAAGGAAGAUGUUGAAGAAGAAAUUGAAAGACUCAAUGCGCAGGCGCACUUGAUAGCCCAAUCGCCGACCAAAGUCCACGCAGUCAAUGGGGCAUUUGAAAAAGAGAAUGGAGACGUUGAAAUGACUGAUGUAAAGAAUGGCGACGUGAAAAAGGAUUCAAACUUGUCUAAAUACACAGAGUUCAAUAAAGAGAUAGUGAAGAACAAAGGAAUGGCGCUGACCCUGCAACAGUUCAAGAGCAUGAUAAUCAAGAAAGCCAUCCACUCAUGGCGGAACCGCAUCGUCACGUUCGUCCAGCUAUUACUUCCGGUCAUCUUUACGAUCCUCGCACUCGUGAUUGAAGCGAACGCCAGAGAGUUUGCCGAGGAACCAGCCCUGAAUCUAAACCAGGCCAAGUUUGAGAACCCUGUGGCCCUCUAUGAUAAUCCGGCCAACCCGAUCGCCGCCAAGUAUAAAGACCUGUUUACGACCAAAGAAGACACCUCGGCGGCAUCCUCUUUCGAUAGAUACAUUAUAGACAAGAUGAAACAGGUGGGCAUGUCGACGUUCAGUAAGAGCUACAUCGUGGGUCUCCAUGACGACGCCGCUGCCAACACAACCACCUACUUCAAUGGCGACCCCUUCCACAGCCCCGGCAUCGCCCUGGCCUACACCAUGGACGCCAUACUGAAGGCCUACAUGUCAAAUACUUCUUACGGCAUCACCACAGAAAACUACCCGUUUAAACGGGACCUGGAGGGCAACUCCAACAGGGCGGCUGGUCUCGCCGGAAAUGGAUUUUCCAUAGCGUUUGUCAUCCUGUUCGGGGUCGCUUUCCUGACCACCAGCUUUAUCCUGUUUCUGAUCAAAGAGCGGAUGUCUGGAGCGAAGCAUCUGCAGAAGGUGAGUGGACUCAGUUCGGUGACGUACUGGUCGGCCAACUUCGUCUGGGAUUAUUUCAACUACCUCAUUCCCGCUGUGUUAAUGGUGGUCGUUUUUGCUGCAUUCCAACCAGACGCUUAUUAUCUUGGCGAUCCAUCCAGAAUCAGUUUGAUCUUUCUGGUGUACAUUCUGUUUGGAUGGGCGUCUCUGCCCUACACCUAUGUCCUUCAUUACUUGUUCAAGACCCCGGCCACGGGAAUGGUGACCAUCACGAUGAGUAAUAUUUUGACAGGUUUGGCCACUACCCUGGCAGUAUUUAUGUUGAUGUUUCCAACAUUUGGAACACAAAACAUCGCUCUGGGAUUGGACUGGGUGUUUGCCAUCGUGUUCCCCCAUUAUAACCUGGGUUCCAGUAUAAUGAACAUUUACACCAACUACCAGUAUAUCAACACGUGCGAGAGAAGCAUGUACCAGGUCACGUGUAAAAUUCCCGCGCUUUCUUCAGGAAGUUGUUGUAUGGAUAACUGUGGUACUAGUUGCCUUCGGUUCGUGCUGGACUACCUCAGCAUGACUUACCCCGGCAUCGGCAAGUACGUACUGAUGAUGGCGAUCCAAGGACUUGUGUACUUAUUGCUAGUCACAAUGGCCGAGCUAAAUUUCUUCUUCUGGGUUAUGUACAAACUGAGAGGCAAAGCGGCUCAUACAGCCCAAGUGGACUCCGAACGGGACAACGUCUUGGAGGAGGAUGAAGACGUCGUGAAUGAACGUAAAAGAAUUAAUGGCAAUGAGAUCGACACACUUCAAGGAAAAGAUGCUCUUAUUUUGAAGAACUUGUCCAAGUAUUAUGGGAAUUUCCAAGCCGUGAAAGGAGUCAGUAUUGGAGUACCUCGGCAGGAAUGUUUUGGUCUGCUCGGACAAAAUGGCGCCGGUAAAACGACGACUUUUAAAAUGAUGACAGGAGACGAGAUAGUUACCGGGGGAAACGCUUAUCUCGAUAGAUAUGACGUGAAAAAUCACAUUAAAGAGGUCCAACAGAGUUUGGGAUACUGCCCACAGUUUGACGCUCUGAUUGAUCAAAUGACUGGAGAAGAAGUCCUUUUUAUGUUUGCACGUCUGCGCGGAGUUCAGGAACAAUUUAUUGGUCGAGUUGUGUCGGAACUGAUUAAAGUUUUAAUGUUACAGAAAUACGCUGCUAGGCAAUGUGGCACGUACAGCGGUGGAAAUAAAAGAAAACUGAGCACAGCGAUUUCUCUCAUCGGAGAUCCACCGUUUAUAUUCCUCGAUGAACCUACAACAGGAAUGGAUCCUGGGGCUCGGCGCCAGUUGUGGAACGUUUUGUCACAAGUUCGAGAGAGUGGACGGACGCUUAUUCUAACUUCUCACAGUAUGGAGGAGUGUGAUGCUCUAUGUACCCGUCUCGUCAUAAUGGUCAAUGGACAAUUUGUUUGUCUGGGAAGCCCUCAACACCUGAAGGACAAAUUCGGCAAUGGCUACACACUGAUUGUCCGUCUGUCUGCCGAAAAUGGCGAUUCUGCAAACGUCAAGAAUUUCAUCACAGAGAAAUUUCCGGAUAGUCAGGUGUUUGAUGAUCAUCAAGAUUAUCUGCACUUUCGGAUUCCGAACACUUCCGUUUCGCUGUCCAGUGUUUUUGGUGCCAUGGAGAAAGCGAGUGAGACCCUGGGAAUAGAGGACUAUUCCGUACAUCAAACAACCUUAGAACAAGUUUUUCUGUCUUUUACAAACAAACAAGUUUCACCAGAAGAAAAGAAAAAGCGCAAAGGUUGCUGUGGACUGUGUACAUGUUGCUCAUUUUGCGCAUGUGUGUGUUGCUGUGGUGGGGAUUGAAGUCAGUUUGUGUGUAGUUUGACUGUAAUCAUGCAUGUCUAACACAGGGACCUCUUUACAAUGCGCUAAUCUGUAUUUGUUUAAUCGGACUUUAUCUGAUUCUUGUUUAAAAGGCGGACAUUCUUGAUUUAGGGAAAGCGAAUUUUACGAAGCGUUUGAUAGGACACGUGCAUACUGAACAUAUAUUUGGAAUUUCGUUCGUUUUCUUAAAUGUUUCUCAAAUUGUUUGUGUGAUGAACUUUGUAUUUUUUUUCUUCUCAAAAGCUUGAUGCCUACAGUAUUUCAAAAUUCUGAUCAAAUCUGAGAAUAAGUUUAUUUAAUGAUUGACAUUUAUAUAGAAAUUGAAUGAGGUGAACCAUCCAUCGAAAUGCAACAUUCCAAACUACAAGCAGUGGUAUGGUUGAUAUCACAUGGAAGGGCAACGUCACGUGGUGCUUGAAUGUAGUUAUUAAACAAUUUCUUUACCGUUUUUUUUUCUAUAACGAAUUGUUCUUCUAUGAUUUGUUUCGAUUUCUUUCUAGUACAGUAGAGCACUUACAUUCAAAGACAGGAAUACGCCCUUCUUUGGUAGGGCAAAUUGAAUUUGUAUUUCCUUGUUCGUUUUGUCGUUUAAUUCGUCUGAAUGUUCUCACGCUUAAAAACGUUUUGUAAAUGAAAAAUGUAUAUAUAUAUGUAUAU